Molecule: messenger RNA, 906 nt
Organism: Fusarium coffeatum
Lineage: Eukaryota; Fungi; Ascomycota; Sordariomycetes; Hypocreales; Nectriaceae
Exons: 1
Coding region: 1-906 (301 amino acids)
Molecular function (GO): hydrolase activity
Source: RefSeq, a predicted model, not a curated record
AUGCCCACUCUCAAAGCUCGCAUCCUCAGUUGGAUCAUCUGGUGGUGGUUCAAGAGCACUUGGCAAUCCGCAGAGGGCAUCAACAACCGCAUCGCCAAAGAGCGCAAACACCCUGAAAGGGUCCCUCCCAAGCAUCUAUACAAGGAGUUUGCUGUCGAGGAUUACAAGAGGAAAGGCCAUGUCGCUGACUACUCGGUUUACAUAAUCUCUCCAAAGACAGAGACACCUGCCCGUGGUCGCAUCCUCUAUCUCCAUGGCGGAGGCUUCGUCUUUGACAUCACCCCCCAGCAUUGGGAGCUCGUGGCGCAGCUUGCUCGGCGUUUGAAUGCGACUGUCACCGUGCCCUUGUAUCCGCUUGGGCCAGAAACGUCGCUUAUGAAAAUGUACGAGGUUGUGCAGCCACUCCACGAUGAGAUGGCCUCUGCUCCAGAUAAGACGCCUUUCUGGAUCGUGGGUGACUCAGCUGGAGCCACUAUGUCUCUCGUCCUCACCCAGAAUGCAAAGCUGGCGGGUCGUCAGACUGCGCAGCGUCUAGUGCCUAUCACGCCUUGCACUGAUUCCAGCCUCAUCAAUCCUGACUUGCAUAACGCCGCCCUUAAAGACCCAUGGCUCGAUGUCCCAGGAAUUGCAGAGAUCACAAGGCUGAUCUGCCCUGAGAUGAACACGCAACACCCCAACGUCAGCCCCAUCUAUGGAGAUCUGAGGUUACCGGCCAUGCUGGUCUUCGCAGCCGGACUAGAUCUUCUGACGCCUGAUACCCAGAAGAUGGUUGAGAUGGCCAAGAGGGAGGGUACCAAAGUCGAGCUGGUGUAUGGGGAGGGCAUGGUACAUGUCUGGCCAAUUAUGCCCAUCUGGGAGGGUAGACAAGCCGUCGACAAGAUGAUUCAAUUUCUGGGUAUUAGUUGA